This is a messenger RNA of Cladophialophora yegresii CBS 114405, 1656 nucleotides long. RefSeq lists its product as uncharacterized. NCBI's taxonomy places the organism in Eukaryota, Fungi, Ascomycota, Eurotiomycetes, Chaetothyriales, Herpotrichiellaceae. The transcript has a single exon. The coding region runs from base 1 to 1656 and encodes 551 amino acids. The record is from RefSeq and is a predicted model, not a curated record.
AUGUUCCGCCGACGGGAAAAUCGCAGGUCCGCGCCCGAUCUUGGUCCCCAUUUCUGGGAGCUAUCCUGGACCGCUCCGACGUCGUCGAAACACCCGAAAACGGUCAUCCCUGACCCGUCGACAUUCCGCGACUCGAUUACCCCGUCACUGGAAAAUGCAGAACAAGGCUCUAGUCGAGCCUACCCGACCCCGGGCCACCUCGCCGCGAACCUGGCGCUUAUCGAGUGUUUCCUGAACUUCAAGAAUGCCGUCACAACCACCCGCAAUCUCGACAUACUCGAUGUUCCGACCUACUCGAACGCACAACCUCCAGAGAAGCGGGCGACCGCACCUGAAGGCGCACAGGCAACCCAGCGAUGGAACACCGUCGUCAGGUUGGCCAUUUCCCGCUUUCACAUCUGGUUCGAGAACAUCGAAUCUCUCCUCCGGCACGCGGCCGCCUACCACAGAUACGGCGCCAACAGCAGCGCCCACCACGCAGCCAUCACGGCAGAUUACCUGCCUCCUCUGGACGUACUGAUGGUGUGGUACGCCUACAUGAACCAUCCGUCUUCGUACCGCGACGACAACCUGGCCCACAGUUCUCCGAAACUCCUGGAGAUACCCAUGCCUUGGGAGGCGAUCCUUGCCGUGAUCGACCUCGAUACCUGCACUUACAGGCCCCCGUUGGCUGCGCAGAAGCUCUUCACCACCACCACGACUCAGAGUGCAGAUAUCUUGGUCUAUCUGAGGGAUCCUCCCCCGUACAGCAAUCUGGAGCCACAUAUGGUCUUUUCCGUCGAUUUGGCCUCUGCCGUGCACGGCCUUUUUGAUGGCGCCAACUUCAUACCGCAGAUGCACGCUCUUCUGUGGCUGCGUUCGCCUUCCCUGGAAGGGACCCUCGCCCGAGCACUCGCCCGGUAUACGGCCCUGCCUGAAGCCACGGGCUUGCGCGCCUCGACCUGGUUCGCCCGUGUCAAGGCGGACCUUGCCCUGGAACUGGUAUGGCGGACACAUAUGCUAUACCCCAUGGCUUUUGCCGCCUAUAGUAAUGGGGUAUUUGGUAGCGACGCCCUUGUGGUGAUGGACGGUGAGGAGCCUGACCACGAACAACCCGACCUCAGCAGUAGUAGUACGGAAAAGCUCGAUCUCACUCAGACUUGGAGUGAGGGUAACGCUGAUUCGGAGUUGUGCUAUUGUUGGACAUGUGAAAGAAUCCGGGAUGAGGUCCCGAAUUAUACCUACCGACCUUCGUCCGCGUCGACCAAUAUGAGUCCGAACCGUGGGACGCCGUCGUCUUCUAGGAACCCCGUGUUUCCAAGAGAAUCUGCCGAUGUCGACCCGCUUCUCUGCUUAACGACAGAUCAAAUAUCUGAGAUCAAGGCCGACGUUGCCUUUCAUCGACACGUGGAAGCAUUCCGCCAGAGCAAUCCGCCCGGCACUCCACUUCCCACCCGACCACUAACGGCUCGUGCGAUGGCGAGACUCAAACAGGAACAGGAUUCCAAGGAACGUGCAGGCCGGUAUUACGGAACAGGGUAUAAGGUGGAAGUGAUCCGACCCGCAGUGUACGACCCUUCGACAGGGGAGUUGUUGAAGAAGGAAAAGACCAAAGUGACGAGAGCGAAGAAUGCGAGUGCGACAGGAAAAUGGGGUGGAGGCUUGCUGGGUAUUUGA